Messenger RNA from Ustilago hordei, 1005 nucleotides. RefSeq lists its product as uncharacterized. The coding region runs from base 1 to 1005 and encodes 334 amino acids. NCBI's taxonomy places the organism in Eukaryota, Fungi, Basidiomycota, Ustilaginomycetes, Ustilaginales, Ustilaginaceae. The record is from RefSeq and is a predicted model, not a curated record. The transcript has a single exon.
AUGACGGACCCAGACCUCAACAAUAAGCUCGAUAGACUACUCACUCUAUUGGAAGCACAGCUAGAGGUUACCAGACAGGGUCAUCAAGAGGAACGAUUACAACGAGCUCAACUGAGCAGGGAGGAGACAAUGGACCUCUCUCACUCAGAAGACCAAGCAGGAGGAGGAGAUGAGUCUAUGAUAGGAGACCCACAUACUCCUACUCCAGCUCCACGACCAAGACGAUCAGUCUCAUUCAACCUGGAUGAGCAGGAGGACAUCAACUACGAGAAGUAUGCUUCACCUACUGGGCCAAGAUAUGUCAAGACUAAGCUGGACCCCUACAGCAGGACUAGGACGGACCCUUACCCCCUGGACCACGAGGAGGAUACCAGCAUCAUGGCAGAGCUUAACCGGUCAAAGCCCAUCGCCACCCCCUUUCCAAAGUUCAAUCCCCGAGACAUGGAGAUCUUCAUUCUAGAAGCCGAAGCAUGGUUUAAGUUCAACCAGGUGUAUGAGCAGACUAGGAUGAUCAACCACAUGGGAGCUCAACUGGAAGGGACAGCAAGAGAGUGGUGGACCUCCAAGCUCCAUAUUGAUAGAGCUAGAGAAGGAAGGUUGUUCAAUGAUUGGCACUACUUCACAGAGCGACUGUCAGAACAGUUCAACCCACGCAAUGCUAGGAUGGAGGCAUACAACAAGCUGUUGGCUCUCAGACUCACAAGUGAUGCUCCUGGUGCCACCACAUGUCAUGUAGAGCAGUUCAGAGACUUGGAGGGACAGGUCAACCUAGAUGACAACGAGCUAGUGAUUGAUCUCUUCAGAGGAAGUCUCACUCACAGCAUACAGGAGAAGUUCGAGAGGAAUCCACCUGGGAAGAGAUGGGAGUGGUACCGAGAGGUUGAGGAGAUCGAUCGACAGAGGAUGCUACUACAGCAGUCCUCGGCUAGACACUCACUCCCAAAUGCCACAUCACCUCCACUAAGAACUGGGUCUCGGCCAAAUCAAAGUUCGAUCCCCAUCUGA